This is a messenger RNA of Saccoglossus kowalevskii, 2297 nucleotides long. RefSeq names its product rho GTPase-activating protein 15-like. NCBI's taxonomy places the organism in Eukaryota, Metazoa, Hemichordata, Enteropneusta, Harrimaniidae. The record is from RefSeq and is a predicted model, not a curated record. Gene Ontology annotation, biological process: regulation of GTPase activity; signal transduction. Gene Ontology annotation, cellular component: cytoplasm. Gene Ontology annotation, molecular function: phospholipid binding; protein binding.
UGCCGAUAAGGCGCGAUACUUGAUUUUAACAAUUGUUGACGUCUCGUCAAAUCACCGUACGAUGGCGGCCGAUACUGGCAAGGGUACUCGCCUGAGAGCAAAAUUCCCAUAUACAUAUAAAGAUGCUUCGGGGACGACGGUGUCUUUUCGAGAAGGUGAUAAUUUCACACUAAUUAAGAAAGCUGGGAAAGACUGGUGGUACGUCCAGCAAGAUGGUGUUGGAGACCAAAAACCAGUUUAUGUCCCGGCUAAAUACAUGGAGGAACUCUCCCCACCACCUUGUUUUACUAGUAACGGUGGAAGUGGACUCACUCCAAGUUUAGAAAACGUGAAUGAAGUACCUACGCAGCGUACACUGCUACCAGAUCGAGACUACGACGACCGAGAGGUAAAUUCCGUGGGUUCACAAGGUCACAGUGAUCUGUCAAGUUCAAGCGAAUUGUUGAACACAGCUGGUAGCAGCCCUCAGACACCUUUUGAUGGACCCACUGUCAGUAAUCCUAGCAUAGACCCUCCGCAGCCAACAAGGCCUCCGUCACAAGUUCUAGGCAAUAACUGGGAAGUCCACUAUGAUGACAAAGGACGGAAAUUUUUCCACAACACCAUUUCCAAAGAAAGUUCUUGGAAGCCACCAAGAGGUUAUGGGGUAACUUCACCAAAGACUACAGUGCCUCAUGGAUGGAAACAAGAGACUAAUGAUGAAGGAGACUUGGUUUACAUCAAUGAAGCUACUAAAGAUAAGUGGCAUACUUCCCAAGAUCAAAAUGGUAAAGUGUAUUACUAUAGCGACAAUGGGAUAGAUACUGCAUGGGAGUUGCCUGAGGCUGACCCCAUUCCUAGAAGUAAUACCGAAAGCCAGUUGUCUUUUGAAGACAGCAUACGACGGAAUUACAUAAGACCCCUCAAUGACAGGCAAUCUAAAACCAAAUCAUUAGUUGGUGGGAAUAGUCACGAGCCUGACCGAAGAAGUGCUACAUUACCAGGAAGUAUCUCAGGACCAGUUGAUUCAACUUUUGAUAUACAGAUCCACCGUAGUUUUUCCGAUCUGGCAGUUCAUGAUACAUCCGUCACUGCUGAGAAACAAGGAAUCGUCAACAAAGCAAAAAUCUUUGAAAAUGGGAAAAAAAUAAAGAAAAACUGGAGUACGUCUUACCUAGUACUGAGCAACCAGCAUCUCUAUUUCUAUAAAGACCAAAAAACUGCUAGUGGGAAAUCUGGAGCACCAACUGGAAAACCGGAGAUAGUAGCUCCUAUGAAAGGGGCUCUCAUAGAAUGGGCCAAAGAUAAAUCAAGCAAGAAAAACGUCUUCCAAUUAAGUACAUUGAGUGGUAUUGAAAUACUUGUACAAUGUGAUAAUGGUAUGGCAUCUCAGCAAUGGUUUACCGCUAUAACAACUAACAUUGGUAGCAUGAGUCCUGUGCCAGGUAGACGACAACGUAGCGUAGAUUUGUCUGAUGAGGAAGAACUUGAUCAAUUUCCAUCAAGAGGCAUGCUUUUACGCGAAGACAGUCAAACCAAAGUUGGUGGUAAAUUAAAAAGAUUAUUAAGUAAAAGACCAAAGAAAGAAGCUUUAGAAAAAAAAGGAUAUAUCAAAGAUCGUGUGUUUGGUAGCCAUCUUGUACAGCUAUGUGAGAAAGAAAGGUCACUUGUUCCUAAAUUUGUGGUACAGUGUAUAGCAACUAUUGAUAAAAGAGGACUCCGCGUAGAUGGUAUUUAUAGAGUUAGUGGAAACAUGUCACAUGUACAGAAGCUCAGGUUCACAGUAGACCAAGAGCAACCACUUAAUUUGAAUGAUCCUAAAUGGGACGAUAUACAUGUCAUAGCUGGCUCUCUCAAGUUAUUUUUCAGAGAAUUAAAAGAACCAUUAUUUCCUUAUAAACUGUUUGAUAGAUUUGUCGCUGCAAUAAAACAAGACAAGAGAAGUAAGCUGAAAACGUUCAAGACUCUGUUAGCAUCUUUGCCAAAACCCAAUUACGAGACCAUGAGAGUUUUGUUUCAGCACUUACUGAGGGUGAUACAACACGAAUCUUAUAACAGAAUGAACGCACAGAGCAUCGCAAUAGUAUUCGGUCCUACGCUAUUAUGGCCAGAAACAGAGACAGGUCAGAUGGCUAUUAAUAUGGUAUAUCAAACGCAGAUAGUAGAAUUUGUACUUUUAGAACAAAAUAAUCUAUUUCCCGAUUAGGUAUGUCAUGUGACCAUGUUUUGAGUACAUAGAUGCGGUUGUCCAUUCCAAUACAACCCAAAAAUAACUGUUCAUAACAAACUUCAAUAAAAUUUGAAUGGACUAGCUGCUG